Molecule: messenger RNA, 2017 nt
Organism: Aureococcus anophagefferens
Lineage: Eukaryota; Pelagophyceae; Pelagomonadales; Pelagomonadaceae
Exons: 1
Coding region: 132-1889 (585 amino acids)
Molecular function (GO): 3-dehydroquinate synthase activity
Source: RefSeq, a predicted model, not a curated record
AGAGAACUCUUCGUGACAUCGGCCGUCGUCGGCGGUCGAUCUUGCAAGGGUCGGCCCGUGCACCGCCCGCAUCCUCUCGCGCCGCUUCUUGCGCCCCCGCGCGGCCGCAACCCAUUGCGCGCGCCCCCGCCAUGUCGGCGCAGCUCAUGAAGCGGUCCAAGAGCAGCGAGCUCCUCGGCGAGCCGCUGCCCUUCAUCAAGGCCGACUCCGCCGAGGACCUCCUCGCGCUCGACGCCUACCGCCUCGACUACGCGUCCCACCGCCUCGGCCACGCCAGGGGCGCCAAGGGCGAGCGGCCCGCGACCUUGGCGACGGCCGGCGACGCCGCGCGCCUCGAGCGCGAGGCCGCGCUCUACCGGGAGUUGAAGCUCGCCAACGAGGCGCUGGCGGCGGCGCGCGAGCGCGUCGCCGACCUGACGAAGACGACGCGCGACCUCGAGGCCGUGAGACUGUCGUACGCGACCGCCGACGAGAUGCUCUCGGCGCCGCAGCGCCGCGCGCGCGCGGAGCUCCGGGACCGCCUGGAGCGCCGGUCCGCGUCGCGGUCCGCGCGCGUCGACGCGGCGAAGAGCGUCAUCAAAACCUCCGGCGGCGGCAUCGACUGCGCGACGUACUCGUUCACGACCGGCGGGGCCGUCGUCACCGACGUCCGCGUCGCGCGCGGCGUCGUCCGCGACCCGCGCGCGGCGGCCUUCGAGAUCAUCCCGGAAGCUUCCGCGUCGAGCCCGCUGUUCGUGUUCACGGACGAGACGGUCAACGGGCUCUACGGCGACGGCUUCUUGGAAGGUUUGGAGGCCAUGGGGUAUAGAGUCCAUCGCGUCGUCAUCCCCGACGGCGAGGACGCGAAAACUUUAGAGGUCUACGCGGAGCUCGCGGAGCGCGUCAUCUCCAUGGGCAUCGACAAGCACUCCGUGAUGAUCUCCCUCGGCGGCGGCGCCGUCGCGAACGUCUGCGGCUUCGUCGCGUCGACGCUGCACCGCGGCGUCGGCCUCGUCCACUUCCCGACGACGCUCCUCGCGCAGUGCGACGCGGCCAUCUCCCACAAGCAGGCCGUCAACGCCAAGCACGGCAAGAACCUCGUGGGGUCCUACUACGCGCCCAUCCGCAUCAUCGUGGACCCGGACGUGCUCGCGACGUUGGACGACUGGCUGCUGCCCGACGGCAUGGGCGAGAUCGUCAAGCACGCGCUGUGCCAGGACGCGGAAUUACUGCACAUGCUCGACGACUACGACGGCCCGCUGCUGAACCCGGCCUUCCUCGAGAAGGUCAUCCGCCGGACCAUCGAGCUCAAGUGCCAGGUCAUCGACAUCGACCCCAAGGAGAAGCGCGAGGCCGUCGUGCUCAUCUACGGCCACACGCUCGGCCACCCCGUCGAGGCCAUCUCGCACCGGCCGGGGUCGCUCUGCUGCCUGAGCCACGGCCAGGCCGUCGCCAUCGGCUGCGUCAUCGCCGCGAGGGUGGCCGUGAAGAUGGGCCUCGCGGAUCCUUCCGUUAUCAAACGGACCGUCGACCUCUGCGAGAAGUACCACCUGCCGACCCAAAUCCCGCCGGACCAGUCCGUGGACCGCAUCAUGGCCAAGCUCCCCUACAACAAGACCUGGACCCAGGAGGGCACGGUCAUGGCGCUCCUCGAGUCCACGGGCCGCCUCUUCAACGUCGACGCGACGUACCUCCUCCCCGUCGACGACGCGACGGUCCGCGAGGCCCUCGAGGAGACCAUGGCGCCGCGGGGCGCCGUCAUCCGCGGCGCGGGGUCCUCCGGCUUCCUCCGCCGCAGCAAGGUCUCGGAGACGGAGCUCCGCAACGCCGCGGACCGCCCCGUGCCCGGCGCGGGCUGGUCCGGCGACGCCGUGCCCCACGGCUGCGCCGCGGACGACCCCCAGCCCUGACAGUUGCGCCGCGGACGACCCCCAGCCCUGACAGUUCCCCCGGGUCCGCGUCCGCGUGCGACCCCCGCCACGCGUGUGGCGCCGUACAUCGCCCCUCUCCCCCCUCGACAUAAGAUUUUCCAGACUUG